This is a messenger RNA of Rattus rattus (black rat), 593 nucleotides long. Its product is annotated as seminal vesicle secretory protein 4. The record is from RefSeq and is a predicted model, not a curated record. The transcript is spliced from 3 exons. The coding region runs from base 46 to 381 and encodes 111 amino acids. Lineage: Eukaryota; Metazoa; Chordata; Mammalia; Rodentia; Muridae.
AUUAAGAACUCAGCUCAGCCUUCAGUCAAGAGCUUUUCUGGCAAGAUGAAGUCUACCAGCUUGUUCCUCUGUUCUCUGCUCCUUCUUCUAGUGACAGGAGCCAUUGGGAGAAAAACUAAGGAAAAAUACUCACAGUCGGAAGAAGUUGUCAGUGAGAGCUUUGCCUCGGGCUCUUCGUCGGGUUCUUCUGAUGAAUUAAUGAGAGACAAGCCAUAUGGCCCCAAAGUCUCUGGCGGCUCCUUUGGUGAGGAAGCUUCUGAGGAGGUAAGUAGCAGAAGGAGCAAGCACAUCUCUAGGAGUUCCGGUGGCUCCAACAUGGAAGGUGAGAGCUCGUAUGCCAAGAAAAAGAGGAGUCGGUUUGCUCAAGACGUACUCAACUGAUACUGCAUCGAGCAGCUGAACAUCUGGACCAAUAUGCCGGAGCCACAUUGCCUGGAUGAAGCCUGUGAUGUCUUCAGCAUGCAGCUCCCAUGUGGUCUCAGAGGCAGUCCCUGGAUGGCAUUUCCUUCUCAUGCUUGUUUGUCUUGAGGUUCUUAAACCUAACAUUCAGGAACUUUCUUUCCAAUAAAGAGAUAACAAUCUGCAUCAUUAAC